This is a messenger RNA of Monopterus albus (swamp eel), 1757 nucleotides long. It is a transcript of the gene lap3, whose product is annotated as leucine aminopeptidase 3. Gene Ontology annotation, molecular function: manganese ion binding; metalloaminopeptidase activity. The record is from RefSeq and is a predicted model, not a curated record. Lineage: Eukaryota; Metazoa; Chordata; Actinopteri; Synbranchiformes; Synbranchidae. Gene Ontology annotation, biological process: proteolysis. Gene Ontology annotation, cellular component: cytoplasm.
UUUUGUCGCUUGUCUAUGACGUAUGAAAAUAGUGACGCUAACUUCCCUCGGGUGGUUUUUGCACAUGUUUAUGACCUUUGAGCAUUUGAAUGAACCGUUUUGGGUCUAUUUGUUUAGUAGAUGACAAUGUUUCUUGUAAGGAGAGCUGUGCAGGCGGCGGUGCGGGCAAAUCACUGCAGGUCGUUUUCUGCCUCACAGACUCACCUGAGCGACAGAAAAGGUUUGGUGCUGGGAGUGUAUGAGAAGGAGGGAGAGGAGGGCGGUCCUCAUCUGACAGAGGCAGCCACAGGUUUUGACCUAAGUCUGUCUGGAAAACUCUCUGAACUCCUGAAAAUCUCUGGACCUGCACUCAAGAAAGGCAAAAGCAGAAUGUUUUAUGGAAUCCACAAGGACUUCUCAUGUGUAGCUGUAGUCGGGCUGGGUAAAAAAACAACAGGAGUAUGUGGGGCAGAGAACUGGGACACCAGCAAGGAGAACAUCAGAGAGGCAGUGUCGGCUGGCUGCCGGUUGCUUCAGGACUUAGAGGUGAACCAUGUGGAGGUGGACGGCUGUGGUGAUGCCCAGUCAGCAGCAGAAGGUGCCCUUCUGGGUUUGUUUCAGUAUGACCAGCUGAAAUCCAAGAAGACGACCAGAGUAGCAGCACAACUUCAUGGCAGUACUGACUUGAUUGGCUGGGAGAAAGGAGUCAUGUAUGCAGAAGGCCAGAACCUGGCACGACUACUCAUGGAAGCUCCAGCUAAUUUCAUCACUCCUACUGCUUUUGCCAAUGCCAUCGAAGAGAAACUAGCACCACAUGCCGAACGAGUCAGAAUAAACAAGAGAUCCCAGGCCUGGAUAGAGGAGCAGCAGAUGGGAGCGUUUCUCAGUGUUUCUAAAGGUUCAGAGGAACCCUCUGUCUUUCUGGAGGUCCAUUACAACGGUUCACCUGAUAGCACGCAGGCCCCGCUGCUCUUAGUGGGGAAGGGCAUCACCUUUGACAGCGGUGGUAUUUCUCUGAAGCCGUCUUCUUCUAUGGAUGCAAUGAGAGCUGACAUGGGAGGUGCCGCUACUGUGUGUGCAUCUAUUGUCACAGCAGCAGCUCUGAAAUUGCCAGUCAACAUUAUCGGUCUGGCUCCUCUGUGUGAGAACAUGCCCAGUGGAAAGGCCACUAAACCAGGUGACGUUGUAAUAGCCAGAAAUGGAAAAACAAUCCAGGUUGAUAAUACAGAUGCAGAGGGUAGGCUGAUCCUUGCUGACGCACUCUGUUAUGGACAAACCUUCAACCCCAGAGCCAUUGUAAAUGUUGCUACACUAACAGGUGCAAUGGAUGUAGACUCUGACUGGCUCUGGAACCAGCUGCACAAGGCUAGUGUUGUGACAGGUGACAGAGUAUGGCGCAUGCCUCUGUUCCAGCACUACACCAGACAGGUGACUGACAGCCAGCUGGCUGACCUCAACAACGUCGGCAAGCACAGUCGUUCUGGUGGUGCUUGCACAGCAGCUGCAUUCCUGAAAGAAUUUGUCACAGCUCCUCACUGGGCUCAUCUGGACAUCGCUGGUGUGAUGAGUAAUAAAGAUGAAAUUCCCUACAUGAGAAAAGGCAUGUCUGGAAGACCAACACGUACCCUUGUGGAGUUGGCUGCUGGGCUGGCCCACCAUGGUUGAGAGAUGGACUCAGACCAGCUUCCAGCAGGAUUCAACAGGAAUAUUUCCACAGAGACCCAUAAUAAUAAUAAUAAUAAUAAUCACCUUUAUUUGGCCAAGUAUGUCACACACAA